Messenger RNA from Morchella importuna, 1356 nucleotides. RefSeq lists its product as uncharacterized. NCBI's taxonomy places the organism in Eukaryota, Fungi, Ascomycota, Pezizomycetes, Pezizales, Morchellaceae. The transcript has a single exon. Bases 1 to 1356 code for a protein of 451 amino acids. Gene Ontology annotation, molecular function: protein binding. Gene Ontology annotation, cellular component: cytoplasm; nucleus. The record is from RefSeq and is a predicted model, not a curated record.
AUGCCUCUCAGUCUCCUAGACCUUCCCGCGGAAGUCAUUCUCAUGAUUAGUGAGAGCUGCAGCUCUAGGUCCGAUACUAGCCGCCUCAGCCGCACCAGCCAAUAUCUGAAUGCCCUCCUCACGCCCGUGCUGGACAAGGCCCUCAUUGCCGACUACUACCCCGACCGGGUGCUCAUCUGGGCAAGCCAAAACUCAAACCUUCCCCUCGUCCGCAAGCUCCUUAAAAUGGGCACAGAUCCCAAUCUCUCCAAGCAAGUCCCCUCGCUCAGAAACGCGCACCGCGGCGAGCGCAAUUGGCCCGAAUACGGGCUCCUCACGUGCCCGCUCACUGCGCUGCAUCACGCCUGCAACCAGGGCUUGCCCGAGAUGGCAGAGAUCCUCAUCAAACACGGCGCCAAGGUCAAUUUCAAAGAGCGCCGACGGGACUCUCUGCAUUUCGCCGUCUUCAAGGGCAGCCUCGACGCGAUCAAGGUGCUUCUCGCCCACAACGUCACCAUGACCUGCGUCGACGAGAGCGGUGCAACAGCACUGCACCAGGCCGCCUGCGUGGGCUCUUUCGAGCUGAUGGAGUUCCUCAUCAACAACGGCGUGCCCAUCAACGCCGUCGACAAAAACGGCCGCACACCCCUCCACUUCGCCGCCAGCCGCAAAAUGAGGAACAUCGAGCUCCUCCUCAAGCACGGCGCCGAGGUCGACUGCAUCGACAUCAACGGCUGGACCCCGCUCUCCCAGUGCUGCAUGAGGGGCAACCUCCUCGCCGCCCGCCUCUUCCUCGCCCACGGCGCAAACCCAAACCACCACUGCACCCCACCCCGCGUCCCCUCUACCAACCUCCUCAGCGUCCUCGAAGUCUCCCGCGGCGACGCCAUAACCAUGCUUCUCCUCGACCACGGCGCAGACCCAAACUACUGCCAGACGCGCUCCCAGGAGACGGCGCUGCACCGCGCCGCCCACGGCGGGAAAGCAGAGGUUGUGCAGAAGCUGCUCGAGAAGGGCGCGGACGUCGCGGCGCGCGACGUAAAGGGGCAGACACCGCUCCUGCACGCCAUCAAGUCCGCGCAGCGGAACCCGGCGGUCGUGAAGCUCCUGGCGGAGCAUGAUCCGGAUGUGGAGGGGAUGACAGAGAUGCUGCAUACGGCGGUGCUGGAGUGCUAUGAGGAGGCGGUCAGUAUCCUCCUGGAGCGCGGCGCGGACGAUAGGGGGCUGCGCCGCCAUUGUCGGCCGAGGGUCCAGUAUAGUGCUCCUGUACGGGGGCGGGGUGGUGGGCGGCGUGCGCAACGAGCAGGGGCUCAAGCUGCUGCACCGCGUGGUGGUGGGCGGCAGGCUGGGGGCGGAGAGGGUACUGCUCGGUCAUAG